This is a messenger RNA of Saccostrea echinata, 1715 nucleotides long. Its product is annotated as EH domain-containing protein 3-like. The transcript has 2 exons. Gene Ontology annotation, cellular component: plasma membrane; cytoplasm. Gene Ontology annotation, biological process: endosomal transport; endocytosis. Gene Ontology annotation, molecular function: GTP binding; calcium ion binding; protein binding. Lineage: Eukaryota; Metazoa; Mollusca; Bivalvia; Ostreida; Ostreidae. The record is from RefSeq and is a predicted model, not a curated record. Bases 102 to 1712 code for a protein of 536 amino acids.
AUAUGUAGGUUUGGUUAUCAUUUCCGGUAUCACCACUCGGCAGACGGUGUGUCAAUAGGAAAGUUGGAAAACUGAGAGUAUAGUGAAACCAAAACUUCAAGAUGCUGCGGUGGUUGACGGGCGACGAAAAACGUCGCAAGGAGCCCGAAUUUUUUGAAACAGUUGGAGAAGGACUUAAAAAGUUGUACAAGGCGAAGCUGUUGCCUCUGGAGGAGCAUUACAAAUUUCACGACUUUCACUCCCCGCCCCUCGAAGAUCCGGAUUUUGAAUCCAAGCCCCUGAUUCUUCUAAUCGGACAGUAUUCUACAGGAAAAACAACAUUUAUCAGGUAUUUGCUGGAACAAGAUUUUCCAGGUAUUCGUAUCGGUCCUGAACCAACAACCGAUAGAUUCAUUGCUGUGAUGAAUGGGGACCAAGAGGGGGUGAUUCCUGGAAAUGCCUUAGUAGUGGACACUAAAAAACAGUUCAGACCUCUUUCAAAAUUCGGAAAUGCUUUCCUGAACCGAUUUCAGUGUUCAAUGGUAAACAAUCCAGUUUUAGACAGUAUAUCUAUUAUUGACACACCAGGAAUCCUUUCUGGUGAAAAGCAAAGGGUGGAUAGAGGAUAUGACUUUGCAGGAGUACUCGAGUGGUUUGCAGAACGAGUUGACAGAAUUAUUCUUUUGUUUGAUGCACACAAAUUGGACAUUUCAGAUGAGUUUCGAAGGGCUAUUGAUGCCAUAAAGGGCUAUGAUGACAAAAUCCGUAUUGUUCUCAACAAGGCUGAUAUGGUGGAUCAUCAGCAAUUAAUGAGAGUGUACGGAGCUCUGAUGUGGUCUUUGGGAAAAGUGCUAAAUACACCAGAAGUAGCCAGAGUUUACAUAGGAUCUUUUUGGGACAAUCCGUUACAUUUUGAUAUGAAUAGAAAACUCUUCGAGUUAGAAGAGCAAGAUUUAUUCCAUGAUCUUCAGAGUUUGCCACGUAAUGCUGCGCUGCGGAAGCUGAAUGAUCUUAUAAAGAGAGCUAGAUUAGCAAAGGUCCAUGCAUAUAUUAUCAGUGAACUCCGAAAAGAUAUGCCCUCCAUGUUUGGGAAGGACAGCAAGAAAAAAGAAUUGAUCAAGAAUUUGGGAGACAUUUAUGGCCGAAUACAGAGAGACCAUCAGAUAUCUCUUGGAGAUUUCCCAGACAUGAAACGCAUGCAAGAACAACUAAUGCAUCAUGACUUCACCAAAUUCCAUGCUUUUAAGCCCAAACUUGUAGAAAUUGUUGACCAGAUGUUGGCUACGGACAUUGCCCGCCUGAUGCAAAUGAUUCCAAAUGAGGAAGCAGUCAUGUCAAAAGAGCCACAAGUAAAAGGUGGAGCAUUUGAUACCAUGAAUGAGAGCAUGUUUGGAUAUGGUAGAGGAGAAGGUGUUGAUGAAGGAAGAGGUGAAAGGGAAUGGGUAGUCAACCAAAACAAGAUGGAGUAUGAUGAAGAGUUUGAUAAGCUGAACCCAAUUAAUGGGAAAAUCACUGGUGCUGCAGCCAAGCAAGCCAUGGUCAAAAGCAAGCUACCCAAUUCUGUUCUAGGAAAAAUCUGGAAAUUGGCAGACAUUGACAAGGAUGGAAUGUUGGACACUGAUGAGUGGGCUCUGGCAAACCAUCUUAUAAAGAUUAAGUUGGAAGGCCAUGACUUACCAGCGGAGUUACCGGACCAUCUUAUUCCUCCUUCCAAGAAAAAGGAAAAAUUUUAACAA